AUGGAUCUCACAGCUUCUGGAGGUCCUUCAAUUGAGAAAGAUAGAGAUCAGGACAUCGAGUGCCUGAAAAGGCAUAACCAUCUCCAGUCCAUCGACGCACAAAGCACUUCUUUGGCCAGACAUGUACGACCUUCUCCGGAUUGUCACCGCCCGUGCAACGAGGAAAUCGAAGUGGGUUCAUUUUAUGAAAUUGACCAUACACAGCUACCACCCAGAUCGCCAAUCCAACUUAAAUCAAUUCGCGUAGUCCUGGUAACAGAGAAGACCGAGCUCAAUAUAUCAGUGAGGUUUCCAAGCAUUCUCUCUCUCCGUACGUACUUCAGCGAGGUCUCAACACAUGCAAUUGUUCGUCUUGAUGGAAAAGAAGAACCAGCACUAGAUGAACAGUUCGUCAUGGGAAUCAAACUCGCCAGAAAAGUUCUGACAAGAUCAAUUCCGUUUCUUGAGUUGGCAAAACAAAAGGCAGUGCAGAGCUUCUGGUUGUUGCCGCCUAAAGAGACGGAAACAUCCCAUUCCCUCGUCAACCAGAGAUCAAAUGAUGACGAUCCUGCGUUGAAGGGUCUAUGCUGGUCAGAGCUAAAAUGUGCUGGGUCGUUGCACUGGGGGGUGCGCAGGCGAGUGACCUUUAUCGGACGCCACAGAGAGAAGUACUUGCAUCUUUCGUUGUCGACUGAACCCAAAGAAGAGGAGCAGAAAGCAGAAACCACAACAAGGCAGACUGAAGAGGAGCAAAAUGAAGAAACCACAACAAGGGAGACUGAAGAGGAGCCCAAAGCCAUGCAAACCGAGACAAAGAGGAAAUAUAGAAAGAGAAAGAAUGAGGGUUCGAGUGGGGAUUGGAAAUCGAAAGUAGCAACGAAACGUGGUAUCAAUAACCAACGAAUGACGCAGGUGUCGAAGGACAGAUGGUCGGCUGAGAGGUACAAGCGUGGAGAGGAGAAGAUGUUGGAGAUUAUGAAAGCCAAAGGGGCAGUUUCGAGCAAGCCUAUGCUCCGACCAGAACUGAGACAGGAGGCUAGAAAGUACAUCGGGGAUACAGGGCUACUGGACCACCUCUUGAAGCAUAUGGCGGGGAAGGUGGCGCCCGGUGGGACCGAGCGGUUCCGUAGGCGACACAACGCAGACGGUGCAAUGGAGUACUGGCUGGAGAGCGCGGACCUGGUAAACAUUCGGAGGGAGGCGGGCGUCACUGAUCCUUACUGGACGCCGCCGCCUGGGUGGAAACCGGGUGACAACCCUUCUCAGGAUCCCGUCUGUGCCAGGGAGAUGAAACUGCUCAAGGAAGACAUGGCUAACAUUAAAAGAGAUGUGCAGAAGUUGUUGUCAGAGAAGCAGGAGAGUAUGGAAGCUAAUGCUACUAAGGUAAUUGAUGAAACGAACGAGACUCCACGGUCUUCUAGUAACGAUUCGAAGCUAAAUAGGACCCAAGUUAAUGUAAUUGAUGAAGCGACUGAUACACCAAGGACUUAUCGUAACAAUUCCAAGUUAGAAUCGGCUACCUUAGUUGCGGUGCAGGAAAUGUAUAAGGCAUUGAUAAAGAGGAAAGCGCAACUCGAGCAACAAUUCCACCAAAUUUCAAAUGCGCUGAACGAGAUGCAGGAGGAGAUAGGGAAGCUUACGACGACGGUGGUAACGGAAGAAUCAGCGUCAGGAGAAGCGGCAAUGACAGUGGCUGUUGCAGAGGAGAAAAAGGUUACAGAGAUGGAACAAGUAAAAAGAGGAAGAGGAGGAGGAGGAGGAGGAGGGGAACAAGAGACAACUAUAGCAAGUGCGUCUGUCUCUGUCUCUGCCACUAGAGCAGCAGCGGCAGUAAUAGCAGGAGAAGGAAAAGAAGAGAAGAUACGGAGGCUAAGGAGUGGGUUCAGGAUAUGCAAGCCACAGGGGACAUUUCUUUGGCCAAACAUGGGUGGUGGCAGCGGCAGCGGUACAGAAGCAGCAGCAGCAGCAGGGGGGAGUAACAUGUUGUUCCCUCAAUCCCAGGUGGUUGUUCAGGUGGAGGAUGUUCUCAUGGUCCCCACACCUCCUUCUGCCUCUUCUGCCACGUCAGCACCCCGCCUGUGCUCUCCUCACCCUCAUCCCCCUGCACCACCACCACUAGCACCGCCACCGUCUUACUCACAUGGGGGAGCUGCAGCUUCUCCCGUCCGGCCAUUGGCGGAGAGACGCGCCGUGACCGUUACCCUCUCGCCCGUAGUCAUGCCAGAACCCACCACUUGCCAGCAGGAGGACACCAACGUAACUAGCCUCCACCUCUAUCAAGCUGAACUAUGGUUCAAACUCUUCAAAUGGCAACGGUUCAAGUCAAUGAAUCCACAAGCAAAGAAGAAGAAAGUUCUGGCCAACUACUCUUUCUUGGUUGAUGGACUGUACGGCAACGGAAUGAGGAAGAAAAGAGAUAACUGA
Molecule: messenger RNA, 2403 nt
Organism: Nelumbo nucifera (sacred lotus)
Lineage: Eukaryota; Viridiplantae; Streptophyta; Magnoliopsida; Proteales; Nelumbonaceae
Product: protein DYAD-like
Biological process (GO): reciprocal meiotic recombination; meiotic sister chromatid cohesion; meiotic cell cycle
Source: RefSeq, a predicted model, not a curated record